AUGUGCAAAGUCUUCCCUUCUAGCCUUGGAGAACUUGGCUUCCGAUGGUUUGACAAAUUCCCCAAUGGCUCGAUUUAUGACUGGACUCAGCUCUCUGAGGCGUUCUUAGCCCGAUUUGUCUCCAACAGCAGAGUCCCAAAGCAGUUAGAUACCUUAUUCAAUAUCCGAAAGGACAGGAAAGAAACCAUAUGCCAGUACGUGCGACGGUAUUGGGAGGAGUAUGGUGACUUGGAAGAAAAUGUUUGCAGUGAACAAUUGGCCGUGCUAUACUUCAAGCAAGGCCUACCUUCUUCGCACAAGCUAAGACAGUCGUUGACGAAACAACCUGCCCCUACCACGAAGGAUUUGAGGGCUCGAAUAGAGCAACAAGCUCGUGUGGAAGAUGACGCUGCUUCAGUACAUGUUGCGGUCGCUGAAGAAGAAGUCAGACCGCCUCGACCGCCUAAGACUAAGCAGCCAAGGAGGGAUGAGCAGCGCAAGAACUAUGGCCAAAGGAACCGCUCCACAUCAGAAAAUGAGAAGGAAAGGGCCAAGUCUUAUGAAGGCAUCACCACCGUCUUCGAAGAGCCAAUAUACAGGCUCGUUGAGAAACUUAAAGGGAAAGCCUUCUUUGUCUGGCCAGCUAAGAUGCCUGGAGACCCUGCUCGGCUCAAUCAGACACUGCGUUGCACCUAUCAUCGAGAGAAGGGACACAAGACGCAAAAUUGUAGAGCUCUCAAACAACACUUAGAGGACUUAGUUACGGCGGGACACCUCCAACAAUGGAUAGACGUUGAUAAGACGAGGGAAAAGCAAGGACUAGACCAAGCCCCUCCUGAAGAGAACCAUGCCCCGAGGUUGGCCAUCAACGUUAUCCAUGGAAUGACUAACCCCGAAAGAGAAAACACCAUUUGA
Molecule: messenger RNA, 894 nt
Organism: Camellia sinensis
Lineage: Eukaryota; Viridiplantae; Streptophyta; Magnoliopsida; Ericales; Theaceae
Source: RefSeq, a predicted model, not a curated record